Rhizophagus irregularis DAOM 181602=DAOM 197198 is the source of this 336-nucleotide messenger RNA. Lineage: Eukaryota; Fungi; Glomeromycota; Glomeromycetes; Glomerales; Glomeraceae. The record is from RefSeq and is a predicted model, not a curated record.
UAUUAACACCGAAAAUAAUAAAGACGAAAAAUACAUUACAAUUAAUAUUGAAGAUUUAGAAUUAAAAGAUGAAUCCGAGGCAUCUUCUGUCUUUACAAUUGUUAAUGGUGAUAAUAAAUAAAUUUUAUUUACAACCACGUAAUGUGCAUGCCGUGUUGUAUAUUAUGUACUUUUUUUUUAUCAGCUUAAUUUUAACAACAUUUUGCUGCCCCAGAUCAUUUGUCACACCAAGAUUUGUAAACUCAAUUUUAAUAAUAUAAAGUUUUACUCAUUUGAAGUUUUACAUAUCCCUGUUCUUCCCUUAUUAUAAAAUACAUUAUGUUUUUCUCUUUAAGA